Messenger RNA from Emericellopsis atlantica, 1520 nucleotides. Its product is annotated as Rhodanese-like domain-containing protein. The coding region runs from base 304 to 1332 and encodes 342 amino acids. Gene Ontology annotation, biological process: transsulfuration. Lineage: Eukaryota; Fungi; Ascomycota; Sordariomycetes; Hypocreales; Bionectriaceae. The transcript is spliced from 2 exons. The record is from RefSeq and is a predicted model, not a curated record. Gene Ontology annotation, cellular component: mitochondrion. Gene Ontology annotation, molecular function: thiosulfate-cyanide sulfurtransferase activity.
GGCUCCGUCAGAAGCUCGUGGCUGGGACUGCAGUCGACCGACUGGAAUUCCGAAUCCUUAUCAGCAGCAGUUCUGCCACAUGCAGUUCAUGCACACCUGCAAGGCAGCUUCCAGCGAUCUCUCAUCCGCGAGAACCUUCUCCCACCGUUGCAAUUGGCCGCGUGAACCAGAUGACCGCCUCGCGAAUAGCUCUCUAUCUACGAUAGCUGCACCUCAGACAGCUAGACUAGUAGGUAGACCUGAUCCCGUCCGGGGAUCGCGGGUCUUCUACCUUACCCGAGCAGCAGCAUCACCGUCCACAGGAUGGCCACGCUCUUCGCCUUUGCGCGGCAGCCAAUGCGCGCCGGCACGCCUCGCUUCAGCUCCAUGACAGCACGAGCAACGGCCUUUGUCGCGCGCCGCCACUUCUCCAACUACGUCGUCACCCCGACAGAGCUUCACGAGGCGAUCCGCAAGAACCCGCCCAGCAAGAUCAGCACCGACCCGCGCACGAUCCCCGUCUGCGCCUCCUGGUUUCUCCCCAACGAUGGCCGCACGGGCAUCCAGACGUACCGGGAGCAGCGCAUCCCCAAGGCGCGCUUCUUCGACCUCGACAAGGUCAUUGACAAGCACAGCCCGUACCCGCACAUGCUCCCCGAUGCCAAGACGUUUGCAUUGACCAUGAGCGAGCUCGGCAUCCGCAAGGACGACGUGAUCGUCGUCUACGACACAAAGGAGCUCGGCAUCUUCAGCGCGCCCCGCGCCGCUUGGACGAUGAGGCUGUUUGGUCAUCCGCGGGUGCACAUCCUCGACAACUUCAAGCAGUGGGUCGAGCAGGGCCUGCCCACCGAGUCCGGGGAGCUCUACACUGUCGAGUGCAGCCAGUACCAGAUCCCCAAGGAGGACGAGAUUGCCCAUGGCAAGGUUGCGAGCUACGAGGAUGUCCGAGAGAUUACGUACGACUAUAACAAGGAAGGCGCAGAAGGUAUCCAGAUUCUUGACGCCAGGUCAGCCGGGCGCUUUGCCGGCACCGCCCCAGAACCCCGUGAGGGCUUGUCCUCGGGGCACAUGCCUGGCGCCAUCAACAUCCCGUUUAACGAGCUGCUCGACGCCGAGACCAAGACGUUCAAGUCGCCCGAGGAAUUGAAGAAGUACUUUGCGGCCAAGGGCGUCGACCCUGAGAAGCCUGUGGUCUCGAGCUGCGGUACGGGUGUCACGGCGUGUGUGGUCGACACGGGCCUGGAGAUUGCAGGCUAUGGCAGCCCCAAAGCGCGCAAGGUGUACGAUGGUAGCUGGACCGAAUGGGCUCAGCGGGUUCGUCCGUCGGACAACCUCAUCAUCAAGGAUCAAUGAGUGAAGGGAGGAGGACAUGAUACCACCAUUUGACUUUGUCUCUGCAUUGCCACUUCUGCAUCACACUACUUGCUACUAUCUUACGCCACUCACCCUUUUUGUACAUCAGUCUGUCUUGUCUGUCUGGUCGCUUCGAGUACGUGUCUUGGGGGUUGCCCCAUUUCUGCUUACGCGUGGUACUACGAAUC